Molecule: messenger RNA, 3009 nt
Organism: Sinocyclocheilus anshuiensis
Lineage: Eukaryota; Metazoa; Chordata; Actinopteri; Cypriniformes; Cyprinidae
Product: zinc transporter 1-like
Exons: 2
Coding region: 391-1878 (495 amino acids)
Biological process (GO): zinc ion transmembrane transport; detoxification of zinc ion; intracellular zinc ion homeostasis
Cellular component (GO): endoplasmic reticulum; membrane; Golgi apparatus
Molecular function (GO): calcium channel inhibitor activity; zinc ion transmembrane transporter activity
Source: RefSeq, a predicted model, not a curated record
CAUAACUUUAUAAUACAGUUCGGGGGUUCACGGUUCAAGGGAUACUCUGAAUUUAGUCACUUAGUUCUUCGUUUUUCGAGAAAUUAGUUACAUUUUCCUCGAUCCCAAGUUUUCAGCCAAUCGCAGGCGAGUGUGGGCGUGGCCAGACGCUGAGCGUGUUCCGUGUGGAAAGUUCGCCGGUCCGGGUGCAAAGUUUCAGCCGUCUGCAGACCGGAGGCAGAAGACGAGCACUAUAACCGGACCGAACUCCGGUCCCCAGCGCUCAUUACACACGGAUCGAAGUAUCGCUUACUGUCUGUCGGUCGAAACGAGUUCAGUUAUGGGAUAUUAACCCGAAGGGGUAUCGUGUUGAUUUAAAGCUUUGUUUCGUGCUCUGCUCGCGGUGGAAUCAUGGCCUGCGCGCCGAACCGGGUCCGCCUGCUGUGCAUGCUGUCGCUCACCUUCGGCUAUUUCAUUGUGGAGGUGGUGGUGAGCCGGAUCACAUCGUCUUUAGCGAUGCUUUCGGACUCCUUUCAUAUGCUGUCGGACGUGAUCGCGCUGGUCGUGGCUCUGGUGGCGGUGCGUUUCGCGGAGCAGACCCAGUCCACCAACAAAAACACGUUCGGCUGGAUCCGGGCCGAGGUGAUGGGCGCCCUGGUCAACGCCGUUUUCCUCACCGCGCUCUGCUUUACCAUCAUCCUGGAGGCCAUCGAGCGCUUCACGGAGCCUCAUGAGAUCGAGCAGCCCGUGGUGGUGAUCACGGUGGGGGCCGUGGGGCUGCUGGUCAACCUGCUCGGGCUCUGUCUCUUUCACGGGCACGCCGGAGGCGGAGGACACGGACACAGCCACGGGGGACACAAAAAACACAAGAACGGGAAGAUGCGCCGGUGUGAGACGCUGGAGGAGAGUCGGUCCGCGGGCGAGGAGACCAAUAAUCUGGUCGGGAAUCAGAACAACAGCCCUAAUGGCGUUAAUCCGGACCGGAGCAGAGCCGGUAAAUCGGAGAUGUGUCACAGUGACAGCCCGGAUUUGCAGAUUAAUGGCGGCGCUCUGUACGAAGAGCUCGAGAAUGGACACGACUCGGCGUCCCAGCUCAACAUGCGGGGGGUUUUCCUGCACGUCCUGGGCGACGCACUCGGCUCGGUCAUCGUGGUGAUCAACGCCAUCAUCUUCAACAUCGUAUGGAAGCCAUGCUCUCCGGGCAGUAUCUGUGAGAACCCUUGUGUAGGCCAACAUUGCGCUGACCACUCGCUCAACAGCAGCAGUGCAAUAUCCAACGCCACUUUGCACGUAGCGGGACCCUGCUGGGUGCUGUAUCUCGACCCCACCCUCUGCAUCAUUAUGGUCCUCAUCCUCCUCUACACCACAUACCCGUUGUUGAAGGAGUCUGCACUUAUCCUGCUACAGACCGUGCCCAAGCAAAUCGACAUGCAUCAGCUCAACGCUCGCCUGCGGGAUCUGGAGGGUGUGCUGGCGGUGCACGAGCUGCACAUCUGGCAGCUGGCAGGCAGUCGCAUCAUCGCCACUGCACACAUCAAAUGCCACGACCCCACGUCCUACAUGGACGUAGCCAAGCGUAUCAAGGACUUUUUCCACAAUGAGGGCAUCCACGCUACAACCAUUCAACCAGAAUUCGUAACGGUGAACUCGGAGUCUCGCAUUUCACUCUGCGAGCUCUCCUGUAGAACGCAGUGCGCCCCAAAGCUCUGCUGUGGCGCCGUUGAUGCUGCAAAGCCUCCUGAUGGAGCUAUAGAACCGAAGAAUCCAUGUGAAGCCAAAACCCCAACGGUAACCAGUACUUCUGCUACAUCUCUGGAGAUCAUCAGCGAGUCUGUGGAGGAAACAAGCAGGCCAGAAUCCGUUGUGAUCAUCACUAGGGAGGUGGAAUCGUCAUUGUGAGCGAGGAGAAGGUUAGACGGACAACAUUCUGUUCUCUUAAGAGUACUGAAGUGUAUUGACUCAGCUGACUGAUUUCUGCCAUGCUGUGAGAAGAACUGAGCCCAAAUACACUCAUGAUAACACACACACACACACACACACCGCAGCUCGAUAUCUCAGAUACUACACCAACAUACAGACAAUAUAAAUAGGCUGGAGAGCAAGGCUAGCCUCCUCUGCAUGUGUGUUUAGCACAUCGUCUGAUUGGUGUGUCCGUGCCAAAGCUUCUUUUCAUACAGGACACCAGACACUUGUGUCCUUCCUGUGGUUUGUAAUGCAACGACAUGCAAUUUUAACAUUCAGCUGCUGGACCAAGUAGAAAUGUCUGGACUAGAUUUUUUUUUCUACCCAUCCUUUUUCUGUUUUAUCCUUUACACUUUAUUGUUUGUUUCUUAGUCAUAUUCAAAUUUUCAAUUUUGUGAGAGAUGUAAUAAUUUAUGUAUUUAAGUUAUUGUUAAUUAAGUUUUUUUUUUUUUCAAAGAGCUUUUUGCAAGACUUAGAUUUGGUGAUAUUAGAGAUAAAAACAAAAAGGAUUUUUUGCUUCUUUCACAACCAAUGAUCUGUACUUUAAUCGAGAGUAUUUUUAGAUGAUGCUUUUCAAAGAUUGCUGUUCAGUCUUUCACUUAUUUGUUUUAUUAGACAUCAGAAGACAUGUCGACAGUACUUCACCAUUCCUAUAAUUCAAACUUGCUGUUAUAGCACUGAAUCUAGUCAGUGUAGGAACUAGACAAACCUUCUCUUAUUGGUUUUUAUAAAAGCUGAUGCCUUGUUUGUUCUGUUGUUGUCAAUCAAAACAAGAGGUGAAAAUGCUGUUAAAAAAAGUUUUUUUUGUUUUGUUUUGUUUUUUUGGUGUGACUGCUGGAGCGUGAUAUGUUUUGUCCAUGCUGUCAUAAAAGUGAAGGGACCUCCUAAGAUUUGUGGAAAACAUUCAUUUGUGCAUGACUAAAUAUACAUAUGGUUGUAUGGAAAGCUUUGAGAAACCAAGCAAAAUUUGUAAACCAAAAGACGAGGGAGUUACUUUCUGAAAUACACAGGGAGUAGUAGGCACAUAGGUUUGGGGUGUCACACAAUCUACUCGGUGGCCUUCAGUAG